This is a messenger RNA of Camellia sinensis, 1394 nucleotides long. Its product is annotated as ubiquinol oxidase 2, mitochondrial. NCBI's taxonomy places the organism in Eukaryota, Viridiplantae, Streptophyta, Magnoliopsida, Ericales, Theaceae. Gene Ontology annotation, molecular function: alternative oxidase activity. The record is from RefSeq and is a predicted model, not a curated record. Gene Ontology annotation, cellular component: mitochondrion. Gene Ontology annotation, biological process: alternative respiration.
AAACCUCAUCAUAUAUAAACCCUAAUUAAACACCACCUCUCUAUCCAUACUCAACCAACAAAAUUUAUAAUCACAAACACAAACACAAUUUCUCUUCCCCUUUUCUUUUCCAAAAUUAUUUUCUUUCUCAAUUUCCACCUAACCAAACACUACCUAUCGCGACACAAAUGAGUCAUAGUGCCACUACAAAAAUGACCGGGUUGCUUCUCCGGCAGCUCGGUCCACGGUUCUUCUCAACAUCAACAACACUUGGUUCGGCCAUGAGUGAGACCUCGAAGUUUUCGAGGCCAUUAGGCAUGGAGUGGGUGAGGAUUAGGAACUUUAACACUUCUUCUGCUUGGGGUGCCGGAGAAAAAGAAGAGAAGGUGGCGCCACCACCGAGCUCGGCUGCCGGAAAGAUAGAAGUUGGUGGUGGUGAGAAGGGUAUAGUGAGUUAUUGGGGCGUGUCUCCGCCUAAGUUUACCAAGGGGGAUGGUUCCCCAUGGAUGUGGAGUUGCUUUAGGCCAUGGGAAACGUACAAAGCAGACGUGACGAUAGAUGUGAAGAAGCACCAUGAGCCCAGCAAUUUCAUGGAUAAAUUUGCUUACUGGACUGUCCAAGUUUUGAAAUACCCAACUUACUUAUUCUUUCAGAAACGGCACAUGUGCCACGCGAUGUUACUCGAAACAGUAGCCGCCGUGCCCGGUAUGGUCGGCGGGAUGGUCUUACACUGCAAAUCCCUCCGGCGAUUCGAACAGAGCGGGGGCUGGAUCAAAGCCCUCCUCGAAGAAGCAGAGAACGAGCGAAUGCACCUCAUGACCUUCUGUGAAAUCGCCAAUCCGCUAUGGUACGAGCGAGCCCUAGUCUUCGCAGUCCAAGGAGUCUUCUUCAACGCCUAUUUCAUGGCUUACUUGGCCUCUCCCAAACUCGCUCACCGCAUUGUAGGGUACCUUGAAGAGGAGGCUGUGAAUUCUUACACUGAGUUUUUGAAUGAUUUAGAGAAAGGAAAUGUGGAGAACGUGCCUGCACCGGCUAUUGCUAUCGAUUAUUGGCAAUUGCCGCCGGAAUCGACUCUCCGGGAUGUUAUCACGGUCAUUAGAGCAGACGAGGCGCACCACCGGGAUCUCAACCAUUUUGCAUCGGACAUUCAAUGCCAAGGACAUGAGCUGAGGGAGUAUCCUGCCCCAGUUGGAUAUCACUAAAAAAUCAAUCAUAGAAGCUUCAAGAGUCUUGUAUUGUAGGUGUGCAUGUAUUAAUCAACAAUCACAUAUCCCUAUUCAAUUUAAUUUUAUAGUAUAUUUGUAUUAUUUCUUUCUUCUAAAUUGUAUGUAAAAAUGUUAAAUGUACUGCAAAAGAAAUCUCCCCAAAAAUAAAUAAAGAUGAUGUUUGGAAAGCUAGAGGAAAUUAUGAUUGUU